Messenger RNA from Encephalitozoon intestinalis ATCC 50506, 567 nucleotides. RefSeq names its product vacuolar ATP synthase subunit E. NCBI's taxonomy places the organism in Eukaryota, Fungi, Microsporidia, Unikaryonidae. Gene Ontology annotation, molecular function: proton-transporting ATPase activity, rotational mechanism. Gene Ontology annotation, biological process: proton transmembrane transport. The record is from RefSeq and is a predicted model, not a curated record. Gene Ontology annotation, cellular component: proton-transporting two-sector ATPase complex, catalytic domain. The transcript has a single exon. Bases 1 to 567 code for a protein of 188 amino acids.
AUGGACAGGGUUCCGAGUAAGGACAUAGAGAGGAUGAUGACAUUCAUCAACCAUGAGGCAGACGAGAAGAUCAGGGAAAUGAAGAUAAAGGCUACACAGGAGUACAAUGCCGAGAAGGCCAGAAUAAUUAAAGAGGAAACAACUCGAAUAGAGAAUGAAUUUUUGUUGAAACAGAAAGAAAUUGAGAAGAAAAAAGUAAUGGCAGAGAAUUCGCUGAUAAACAUGUACAAUCAGAAGUAUCUUGAAGAAAAAGUUAAAAUUCUAGAUGAAAUCUAUGGGGAGACACUGAAGAUAUGCUCCUCAAGACCCCUUAAUCCUUCUCUGAUAGCUGAAUGUGCUAGGAAAAUAGAUGGGGAGUUCAUUGUAUAUUGCAACAAGAAGGACAGGAAGGUGGUGGAAAAGGAGUGUAAAAACUCGGAGAUCAGGGAAAUGGUUCCAGAGGGUGUGGGGGGAGUUCUUCUGUGCUCAAAGGACUAUACCACAAUUGUAGAUAAUAGCUUUGCAUCAAGGCUUCAAACAAUAAGGGACGAGUUUGAGGCAGAAGUUAAUAAAAUUAUCUUCAGGUAG